UCCAGCUCAGCCUCUUACAAAGGAGGGUUUGGAUUUUUGCAAGAAAUGUUUUGGUAACAGAGCAAAACAGAGACGCAAAUGCUACCUGUGUAUCAGUUUGCAGCCGACUAAUGUGACUCCUGAACAAUAUAAUUAGCACAGAAAGAAUCUUCACAGAUAUGAAUCAAGUCAUGCUGCUGUUGCUGAUGGCUGCGUUGUCCUUGCUGGUUCACUCGGUUCCUGCCUAUAACACGUCCCUGCCGCUGGACUGUGAGGAUGUUUACAACCUAAAGAUAAGUGUAAAGAAGAACGCCUCUGUUCCCAGUGGAGUGUACACCAUUUAUCCAUCAGGGUCUAAUAAACCCGUGGAGGUGUACUGUGAUAUGGGCUGCCUGGAGAACGGUGGGCAACACAAUGAGAAAUGGACUGUGAUUCAGAGGAGAAUCGACGGCAAUGUGAGUUUCUACCGGCCAUGGGAGCAGUAUAAGAACGGAUUUGGUGACGCCAAGGGUGAAUACUGGCUAGGUCUGGAGAACAUCUUCCUGAUGACCUACAGGGAGAAGUAUCAGCUGAGAGUGGACAUGGAGGAUUUUGAGAAAGGCAGCGCCUACGCCCAGUACACUUUGUUCUACAUCGACCCAGAGUCCAGCAAUUACAGGCUGAAUAUCGGUGGCUACAUCAAUGGAGGAGCAGGAGAUUCUUUGUCCUACGUGAAUGGGAGAGACUUUUCAACAUUCAACAAAGACUAUACAGGAUACUGUGCGGAGACGUACAGUGGAGGAUUCUGGUACUAUGGCUAUUGGACGUGCCACCUCGCCAACCCCAAUGGCCUGUACAAAUAUGGGAAUGUGGGCUCAUCGUACACAGGGAUCAUGUGGCAGUCCUGGAAAGGUUACAACUACUCUCUGAAGACCAUUGUGAUGAAGAUCAGACGGAUGGGUCUGGAAGAUCUUGAAAGUCUUUAGGUUUCCAGAAUGCUAGAAGAGUAGAAUAGAGAGGAAUAAAUGUAAUAUCUCUAACUGCUGCUUCAGUAAAAUGGCAAGAAAAUUAAUCAAUUAAUCCUAAUCUUCAGUCUUUGGGUUUAUCCUGUGGUAUAUCCCUCCUGUAAUAUCCUCAACUCUAUUGAUUCUCAACUCUAUUAGUUUCCUUUUUAAAUAUGUAUUUUGUUUCCGGUAUACAUUUAAAAUAUUUUAAACAAUCAAAUGUUUGUACUUCUUAUAAGCAAUGAAAUUCCUAUAUAUAGAAUGAAAUAAACUUUCAGUAGAAGA
This is a messenger RNA of Pangasianodon hypophthalmus (striped catfish), 1247 nucleotides long. RefSeq names its product microfibril-associated glycoprotein 4. Bases 159 to 944 code for a protein of 261 amino acids. The transcript is spliced from 6 exons. Lineage: Eukaryota; Metazoa; Chordata; Actinopteri; Siluriformes; Pangasiidae. The record is from RefSeq and is a predicted model, not a curated record. Gene Ontology annotation, biological process: elastic fiber assembly.